AUGGUGUCCGAUAGUGUCAAUCUUGGUGCUGGUUAUGCUGCUAGUCAUGGUUCCUCUUCCUUACCUGAAACACAACCUGAUGUUACCCCUGACAGUGUUAGCAAGAAAAGGAACAAGAGGUCAAAGGCAUGGGCACACUUCACAAUUCAGAACGAUGAUCCAGAUCAUGCAAACUGCAACUAUUGUAGUGCUAUAUUAGGCUGCAAAUCCACAUCGGCAGGUACUGCUUCUUUAGUAAACCAUUUGAAGAUUUGCAAAAAGAAUCCUGCCCACAUCGGUAGCAAUCAGACCGAGCUUACCUACCAAGUUUGCGAUGAUGGCAAUUCUGUGGUUCCUUGGCAAUACAAUGAGAAAGAAGUUAGAGAAGCAUUUGCUCGCAUGAUAGUGAUAGAUGAGCUUCCGUUCAUAUUUGCAGAGAAAGAAGGAUUUAGGUUCUUCAUGUCUAAAGCUUGCCCUAGGUUCAAUGUGCCAUCUAGGACCACUAUGUAUAGAGAUAUCAUUGCUCUUUAUGAAACUGAGAAAGCUAUGCUUAGAAAGUAUUUCAUCGAUUCACGUCAAACUGUUUGCCUCACCACUGAUACAUGGACAUCAAAAAGACAGCAAAGCUACAUGGUUCUUACUGCACAUUUCAUCGAUUCUUCAUGGAACCUUAGGAAAAAAAUUAUUAGCUUUGUCUUGGUAGAUGGACACAAAGGGGACGAUAUUGGGAAAUCGUUAGAAAAAUUACUGAUUGAGUGGGGCAUUGAACGAGUGUGCACUAUUACAGUAGAUAAUGCGAGUUCUAAUGACACCUGCUUAGCCUACAUGAAGAGAUCUUUGACUAAUAGGGGCUGCACACAUGCAAGAAGUCAAUAUCUUCACAUGAGGUGUGUGGCUCACAUUGUUAAUCUUGUGGUUCAAGAUGGGCUAAAGAUAAUAUGCCAUCCUGUAAACAGAAUUCGCCAUGCUAUCAAGUUUGUUAGAGCCUCCCCAACUAGACUGGAUGUAUUUAAGAAGUGUGUGCAACUAAGCAAGGUAGCGAGCAAAGGCUUGAUUAAUAUUGAUGUGGCUACUAGAUGGAACUCUACAUUUGUAAUGCUAGACAAUGUUGAGAAAUUUGAGAGGGCAUUUGAGCAAUAUGCACUUCAUGAUCCCAACUACAAGACCGAGUUAGAAAAAACUGGUCCAGAACCUAAGCCCGAUGCUCUUGACCAACGGGGUCCUCCAACUCAAAGUGAUUGGGUAUAUGUUCGUGAGUUCAAACAAUUCCUCCAACACUUCUAUGACCUCACGAAUAAGGUUUCUGGCACCAAGUAUGUUACAGCCAACACCUUCUUGGAAGAGAUUGCUGAUGUUAACUUUUUGUUGGGUGAAUGGAGUGAUCAUGUGAUCUGUGGUGAUGAUGAAAUAUUUAAAUGCAUGGCUCUCAAGAUGAAAGCGAAGUAUGAGAAGUAUUGGGGUGAUCCUGAAAAGAUGAACAAAUAUAUAUUCAUUGCCGCCAUCCUUGAUCCUAGCUUGCCUUGUCUUGUCUUAAUUCUUUAUGCAAGGACCAAGGAAUCUCAUUUAUUUAAGGACAUGAUUGAAGACACCUUGAGGUCAUGCUACAACAAGAAGAGAAUGAGAUCUUGUGGAGAGGGUAGCACUAGCUCAAAUAUGAGAACUGAAUUAGACAAGUACCUAGCUGAGGAUACCGAAGAGUUGACUGCAGAAUUUGACCUUCUUGAGUGGUGGAAGUUGAAUGCUGCUUGCUUUCCUGUCCUGUCAAAAAUGGCUCGUGAUAUACUAGCAAUCCCCAUCUCAACGGUUGCUUCUGAAUCAGCUUUUAGCACUAGUGGCCGUAUUCUUGAUGACUUCAGAAGCUCUUUGACACCAGUGACACUCCAAGCAUUGAUAUGUACGCAAGAUUGGUUGCGUAGUAAGCCUAUCAAUGUUGAACUCGAUCUUGCUGAGUUGACCAAACUGGAGGAAGGUGUGGGAGCCCUUCGAUUGGACGAUAAUGGUGUAAUAUCGAUUGAUUGA
Molecule: messenger RNA, 1998 nt
Organism: Triticum turgidum subsp. durum (durum wheat)
Lineage: Eukaryota; Viridiplantae; Streptophyta; Magnoliopsida; Poales; Poaceae
Source: the annotation of a GenBank genome assembly